AUGGUGAAGUCCAAGGCCAUCAGGGUCCAUGAGCUGGGCGGCCCCGAGGUGCUGCGAUGGGAGGAGGUGGAGGUCGGGGAGCCCGGGGAAGGGGAGAUCCGCAUCAGGACCACCGCCGUCGGCGUCAACUUCAUCGACAUCUACUUCCGGAAGGGGGUCUACGCCGCGCUCACCAUGCCCUUCACUCCAGGAAUGGAAGCUGUUGGCGUCGUCGCCGCUGUUGGGCCUGGCCUCACUGGCAGAAAGGUCGGCGAUGUCGUUGCAUAUGCUGGCAACCCCAUGGGCUCCUAUGCUCAGGAGCAGAUCCUUCCAGCGGCUGUCGCUGUUCCCGUUCCACCUUCCGUUGAUCAUAAGCAAGCAGCUUCCGUGAUGCUCAAGGGCAUGACCGCCCAUUAUUUGCUUCGCCGGGUAUUCAAGGUUGAGAGUGGCCAUACUGUCCUGGUCCAUGCCGCUGCUGGCGGAGUUGGCUCGCUCCUUUGUCAAUGGGCAAAUGCGCUCGGUGCCACUGUCAUCGGGACUGUUUCCAAUCAAGACAAAGCUGCUCAGGCAGCUCAGGAUGGAUGCCACCAUCCCAUAAUUUACACUAGCGAAGAUGUCGUAGCAAGAGUCAAGGAGAUUACAUCAGGAAAAGGUGUCAACGUCGUCUAUGAUUCUGUUGGAAAGGAUACAUACAAGCACUUUGUUGGUGGUGGUGGUAGUGCUGCUGCUGCUGGUGUUUUUGUGGGCAUAACAAGAGUUGAGUUGAUAUCCAUCCAUUCAACCAUGAGACGAAACUGCGGCAGCUUGUUCAUGUCCAGAUUCAAAGGGGAUACAAAAAAUCAAUCAUAG
Messenger RNA from Miscanthus lutarioriparius, 828 nucleotides. Lineage: Eukaryota; Viridiplantae; Streptophyta; Magnoliopsida; Poales; Poaceae. The record is from the annotation of a GenBank genome assembly.